Messenger RNA from Sciurus carolinensis (gray squirrel), 4039 nucleotides. RefSeq names its product cytochrome b5 type B. Gene Ontology annotation, cellular component: intracellular membrane-bounded organelle; mitochondrial outer membrane. The transcript is spliced from 5 exons. The record is from RefSeq and is a predicted model, not a curated record. Gene Ontology annotation, molecular function: heme binding. Bases 97 to 480 code for a protein of 127 amino acids. Lineage: Eukaryota; Metazoa; Chordata; Mammalia; Rodentia; Sciuridae.
GUUACGGAAGCCCAGGAGGGCCCGGCGCGGGCUCUGCUUCAAGGAAGUUAGCCGCAGAAACCCAGAUUGCUGCGGCGAGGAGGUAUCUCGGGUCCAAUGGCGACUGAGGAAGCAAGCGGCAGCGAUGGGAAAGGGCAAGAGGGCGGCGAGACCUCCGUCACCUACUAUCGGUUGGAGGAGGUGAUGAAGCGCAACUCCUCGAAGGAGCUGUGGCUGGUGAUCCACGGGCGAGUCUACGAUAUCACCCGCUUCCUCAAUGAGCAUCCUGGUGGAGAAGAAGUUCUGCUAGAACAAGCUGGUACAGAUGCAAGUGAAAGCUUUGAAGAUGUAGGCCAUUCCUCUGAUGCCAGAGAAAUGCUAAAGCAGUACUACAUUGGUGACGUCCAUCCGAGUGACCUUAAACCUGAAGGUGGUAACAAGGAUCCUUCAAAAAAUGAUACAUGCAAAAGUUGCUGGGCAUAUGGAUUUUCCCCAUCCUAGGCGCUAUCUUCGUAGGUUUCCUGUAUCGUUACUACAUGGCGGAAAGCAAAUCCUCCUGAGGAAACCUUGUUGAAGUCUGGGGAACACAUCCACUUGGGAGUGAAAAUUGGAGACUUGCUUUGAGGGCUACAUUGGUGCCCUCUCCUCGAAUCCUGCCAGUUGUAUUCUUCCCCGUUGGAGCCAAGACAGUUGACCAGACAUCCACCUCCAAUCUGGGACCAGUGUCCUUCAUCUCUGAGAGCCUUACUCCCAUAGUACCUGCUCACUGUCCUGUGUCUUUGCCAGUGUUUCUUCUCUCCACUGGUUUGCACAGUAUCCUUAUAUUUCAAAGUGUGUUAACGAUUGUAAUUCAUAUGUUACAGUGACAUUACUCUUUGGGAAAAAUGCCUGCUUUUCAAUAAUUUGAAUGCACUUUAGUCAUUCUUAACAGGGCAGUACUCUAGUUUUGAAGGUUUUCUUUUUCCAUUUUUCUUUCAAGUAAAUAUUUUUUAAAAUUCUGAUUAAGUUGUAUUAUCACAAGGAGUUUAUUCAUGAAGUCAAGGUGCACAUCUAUUAAAAUACAACUGCCAAAUGAUCUUGUUCCUUUUUAUGUUUGUUAAAAACAGAAAGAACUAUGUGGUUAUCUCCCUUCCAGGCUAAUGUAAGCUGAUAGCUCUUCCCACUCCCUAAGUCCAGCCCCUUUUCUUCCCAAGGGAUGAUGGACAAAACUGUGCCUCCCUUUGAUUUCUUGUGGGUGAGAAGAGGCAAAGGAAGGGAGAGAUGAAUUGAGGUGGUGGAACCCUGGCAAGUUCAGAGUAAUCUUUUGAAAACACUACUUUUAGGACAGGGGUUUAGAAAAGGCACCAGAGCUUCUCUUUGAUUUGGCACUAGUUACUAACCAUCUUUCUCUCUCUUUUUCCUACCUUUAUUUUAUUGAUAAAAUAUGAGUGUAUAAUUAUUAUGUCUGUAGAGCUUACCAGGGAUUCUUGCUGCUGUUUUGUUUAUUGAUUAGCAAUUUUUGGUUUCCUGUUUUACAGAAGAGACUUUAGUUUGAUCUUCUGUUCAUCCUAGUAAAAUAACUUCCAUAUAAAAUGUCACUUGAAAGUGGGAGAUCAUGACAAAAGGUAGUUUUCCAUUUCAAUCUGUAUUUUACCUCCAAGGCUCCAACUUAUGGUUUUGUGCUUUUCCAUCGAGAUUAAAAAAUUGGCGGUUUUUCUCUCCUCCUUGGAUGUGUGUUUCAUUGAAAAGUAGGUUGUCAUUUAGAAUUAUGUUACUGUUUCUUAUUGGCCCAGGGAUUCCUCUGGCAUUUUUUACUCCUCUUUCCCCCUACUGCCCUAACCCCCAGGAAGCACCUGAAUGGAUCAUAUACUGGCUCUUUUCUGCCAGUAGUUAUGGUGAUUUUUCUCUCCAUCUUUUGAAGAUUAUUAGUCUGCUUCUGGGCCAUCAUUCUUUCCAGCAAGGAACAGCUGGGUUCAAGAAGGACUAUAGAUGCUGCUCAAUAUCUUCUCCCUUCCUUCCAGUUUGCCUGGGACUUGAGACAGGAAACUGACCAGCAAACCGAGUCUGCUCAUGCAAACUAUUCAAGAAAAAGUUCAACCCAGGUCUUGUAUCCUGGGACUUAGCAGUUGAAUGAAUUCAGAAUUCAUCAAAAUAAUAUUAACCUUUUUUUUGCAUACUUGGAUAUGAUAUUUUGGAGUUCUUUCUGGCUGUCUUUUUAUAUAUCUGAUAUGGGUAUAAUCAAACUUUUAUCUUUAGAAAAUAUUUGUAUUAUACGAUGCUACUUUAAGAAAUUGAAUUAAAAUAUUUGGUUGUUAUGUAAUAAGUGGUAUGACUUGAUGUACCUCCAUUUAAAGAUAAGGAGGGGUUGUCUUGAAUAAGGAUUGGUAUGUAAUUUCUAUAAUAAUUAAGUUGCAUGAUUACUUGGAUUGGGGUAGAGGUAAAGAACAAAGGAGUAUUGAGGAGCUGGAAGUGGAAUGUUCAAAGCUAAAACUAAGCCAGAAGAUAACUUGGAUCAAUUAUAAAAGUGUGUUGGCAGUAUCUAAAAUUGAGUGAAAAACACCUGACUUACAAGAAAUGCUGAAGAACUAUAGUCUUAAGUAAAAUUGGUGUUUCUGAUAUUUCUAGGGGAAACACCAAAUGGUGUGUUUCAUAUUGAUAUAUUUUUUUUUCCUGUUUAUAUGUGGACUUAACUUUUUACUAAGAGGCAGAGGGAAAAUAUUUUCAGACUUUGUCUCUACUGUCCUUGAAAUCCAUCUAGGAUCCAGGGCUUCUUUUGAAGUACUGCUAAUGUUAUGUCACUUUUGUAUUAUAGAAAAUAGUUUUAAAGCCCAUUUGCUGUGUAUAAUUCUGUCUAUAUAAGCAGCCAGGUGAAAGAUAGCUUUUGAGUGAGUUUGCAAAGGUUUUUCUAAAACAAUAAAUUUUACAGCACAGUAGCCAAAUCUGCCCAAAAGCACUUUGGUUUAAGAAGUAGAUCUGUAUUUUCUAUACAGUCUUGGCAUUAGUAGGUCAUGGAAUCCCCCUCUGAGAGCACAUGGAACUAGUUCCUGUUGUCCUCCCCACCCUCGGACCCGGGGUGUUCAUCUGUUGGUAUUUCUGAGGAGGGCCACCUGCUGCUGCACACUGUACUAUACACACAAUGGCUGGUGCAGACAAGGAGGAGAUGAUACGGAUUUUGUGCUACAGUAUGUUAGGGCCCAUUCCCCAGAAUUUUCCAGCCCCUGACUCUUGGGAAUUGGUUUUCAUUUCCAGAUGACUCCUGCAUUUGUAAAGGUAAGAAAGUGAUGGGGGACAAAGUGGAUAUUGUGUUUAAAUCUCCUCAAGUGACAGCUUAAGCAUAAGCAAAAAUCCAUUGGAAUCUAUCAUUUGGGCCUGUGGUGUGGUUUAGCAGUUUUCAUAAAUCUUAGGUUGUAAAAUAAGAACACUGUUGGGUUUAGCUCAUUUAGUUCUGAUGGGGAAUAAUGGAAAAAUGCUUUACAGGCCAGUUGUAUCGUUCCUUAUGACAUAUCAUACUUAAAAUCUCAAGUGAAAUCUACCUGGUUAAAUUUUACUUUAAGAACUGAAUUGCAGAGUAUUAAUAUUCUUUACCUUCCAUCCCAGGAGAAAUGGAUUCAGACAUGUCUUGUCUCAACAAGAAAUCGAUUUUUUAAACCAUCCCAUUCGUUGACAGCUAUCACAAAAGUAUUGGUUUAGUCUCAUUUGACUGCUGUGCUCUGAAAAAGUCAGUUCUGGAAUUUGUGGGGUGCUUGAGGAGGGAGAUUCACCAAAGUAGAGGGAGAUUUGUCAAAUCACCUACCCUGUACCCAACAUCUUAUUCACAAGUUUGAAUAGCCGCUCCUUGCCCACGCUUGUUUCCUACAUUUGCUGUUUGGGCAAAACAUUAUUGGUUAUUUAACUUUCUUUUUACUUCACUCUGGACUGUGAAUGAGUAACAUUAACAUUCCUUUUGUGUAUUCAGUAAUGGAAUUUGUUUACCUAUUUUAUUUCAGCAUAUUUUGAACAAAGAUCUCUGUCUUUCUGCUGGAAUGUGCACACAGUGAAUGUUUGUUAGAAUUAUACACAAUAAAGAUACUGUUUUCCUUUU